Messenger RNA from Contarinia nasturtii (swede midge), 4016 nucleotides. Its product is annotated as probable beta-hexosaminidase fdl. The coding region runs from base 453 to 2618 and encodes 721 amino acids. Gene Ontology annotation, biological process: glycosaminoglycan metabolic process; ganglioside catabolic process; carbohydrate metabolic process. The record is from RefSeq and is a predicted model, not a curated record. Gene Ontology annotation, molecular function: beta-N-acetylhexosaminidase activity. The transcript is spliced from 12 exons. Gene Ontology annotation, cellular component: membrane. NCBI's taxonomy places the organism in Eukaryota, Metazoa, Arthropoda, Insecta, Diptera, Cecidomyiidae.
UACAAUGACAGUUCUCUUGCCAUAUCUAUCUCACUCCGUCUAUUGUUGUUUCUCAAUUCUAUUAGUUCAUAUGGCAAGCAUUUACAUUGUGUGUUUGAUAGUGAAAAGUUGUGUUAUGUUUUUCAAUUAGAGACGAAAAAAGAGCAACAUCAAUUAAAAUUAAAUAAAAGUAUUAAAAUUUAAGAGAGAAUACAUCUUCGGCACGCGUAUCAAAUACAAAGUGUAGACAAUUCGAUAGAAGAUUGAAGGAAGUGAGAUUAAAAUAAAAAAGAAAACAAACAAACCACAGAGACAGCCCUAUUCAUCAGACACAACAUUUGUAAACAGCAUUUGCAAUUUAAUUGCAAGCACUUGAUAAUGGUUUUGGCGCAUUCGCCUAUACCAGCUGACAAUUUCAUUGUAUUUAUGCUUGUAACAUGCAAAAAAUAAAAUAAAAUUGCAAUCUAUAAAUUAUGAUGUGCGAUCCGAUAAAAUUUCAAACAAAUGGCAAACGUAUUCAUUCAUUUGUAGCGAAAUUCAGUGCCUGUAUCAAAUGUCACACAGAUGCCAUCAUGGGACUUGGAAGACUGAAAAAACUUUUAUUUUUGUUUCUAGUCAAAAUACCGGCUAAAUACAAAAUGACGGCAUUACCAACAUCUCUGCGGCGUACGCUGCUCGCUCUAUUGGGCUUUACAGUAACGAUCUUUAUAAUGGUUUUUUAUUGGAAUCAGAAUCCACCGCGACCAGCGGCAUUAACGCUAAAUUCAAUUUUUACAAAAGUUGAUGUGCCAACUCCGCUUGAAAGAUCCUGGACCUAUCGAUGUGUUGGAGAUCGAUGUGUUCGGGAACAUUAUCCAGCUGGCACAAAGCGUAUACCAUUCAUGAGCUGUGCAAUGAUCUGUGGCACAUCAAAUAUAUGGCCAAUGCCCACAGGCAAAAUAUCACUUAGUAGUCGGUCGUUAACAUUCAAAUCAAAUCAAUUGCAAUUCGAUGUAAAAACAAAAUUUAGCGAGGCCAAACAAUUGCUGAUUAGUGCAUACAAUGUGUUUCUAUUCGAUUUAAAAUCGCUUGAGCAACAACAUGCUCAUCACACUCGCACACAAAGUGAUUUAUAUAAAAACAGUAUUAAUGACAACAACAAACAUCAAAAGAACGGUGAAAAGACGAGCGAUGACAUGGAUGAGCCGCAGGCAAACAGUGCAAAUGUAGAUGAAAAUGCAAAACAGAGCUGUGAUAUUAAUAAAUUUAUUAUAAAUGCCGAGAUUCAAUCGAUUGGCGAUGUUUUUUUAAAUAUUGAUACGAAUGAAAGUUACGAGUUAAAUGUGACAAAUUUUAAUGGAAACGUGCAUGUUCAAUUAAAAGCGAAAUCAUUUUUUGGCGCUCGACAUGGUUUAUCAACACUGCAGCAAUUAAUUUGGUUCGAUGACGAAGAUAAUUUACUUAGAGUUUUAAGCACAGCCCAAAUAAUCGAUGAGCCCAAAUUCAGAUAUCGUGGUUUUAUGUUGGACACGUCACGAAAUUAUUUUUCAAUCGAAACGAUAAAGAGAAUAAUUGUCGGUAUGGCUCAUGCGAAACUCAAUCGAUUUCAUUGGCAUAUAACCGAUUCACAAAGUUUUCCAUACAUGUCGAAAGCAUAUCCACAAUUAGCCAAAUAUGGAGCAUAUUCGAGCAAAGAGAUAUACACUGCCGAUGACAUCAAACACGUAGCCGAUUUUGCACGUAUCCGGGGCAUUCAAAUCUUGCCUGAAAUUGAUGCGCCAGCACAUGUUGGAAAUGGUUGGGAUUGGGGACCAAAAUAUGGAAUGGGCGAACUCGCGAUGUGUAUCAAUCAACAGCCGUGGAGUUUCUAUUGCGGUGAGCCACCGUGUGGCCAACUAAAUCCAAAGAACAAUCAUACAUAUUUGGUGCUGGAGAAAUUGUAUAAUGAACUCAUUGAAUCGACUGGUUUAACUGAUGUCUUCCAUCUUGGUGGCGAUGAAGUAAAUUUAGAAUGCUGGAGCCAAUAUUUUAAUGACACUGAUUUGCGUUCAUUGUGGUGUGAUUUUAUGCUACAAGCAUACCAAAAAUUAAUCAAAGCCAAUAAAAAUACAGCGCCAAAAAUUGUUGUGGUAUGGAGUAGCGGUUUGACCAGUUCGCAGUGUUUAUCGCGGCAUAAUUUUGCGGUUCAAGUAUGGGGCGGCAGCACGUGGCAAGAAAACUAUGACUUAAUUAUGAAUGGAUUUAAUGUCAUUGUGUCACAUGUUGAUGCAUGGUAUUUAGACUGUGGAUUCGGUAGCUGGCGAUCAACUGGUGAAGGCGCAUGUUCGCCGUACACAAUAUGGCAACGUGUUUAUAAACACCGUCCAUGGGAUCGAAUGCACUUGGAUCCCAUUAAAAUGAAGCAGAUUCUUGGUGGAGAGGCGUGUUUAUGGACAGAACAAGUAGAUGAGGGUAAUAUCGAUUCUCGAAUUUGGCCCAGAACUGCUGCAUUCGCUGAACGGUUAUGGUCUGAUCCCGGUGAUAGCAAUGAUUUGGAUAUUGUGCCGAAAGAGACAUUUAGCCGCCUCUCAAUAUUUCGCAAUCGACUAGUGGAAUACGGUUUGGAAGCUGAACCAAUGUUUCCAAAAUAUUGUGCCCAAAAUCCAGAUGAAUGUUUGUGAUUUAUUGCAUUCGAAUGAGAUGGGGAGAGGGGAUGUAACCGACUAUUUAUUAUUCCUCAAUCUAUUUUCUCCGAUACCAAUAAAAAUAAAUGUGUUGAUUGUUUGAAUCAUUUUGAAGAUGUAAUCGUAAUGCGCAUCGGUUACGACUGCAAUUUGCGCACCUAAAAACCGAUAUUAGACUUUUAAUGGAAACACACUUAUAGCCUGAUAAAAACAAGCAAAUUACUGUUUUUUUCAUCUUUAUUUCACCUGAUUGUACAAUACUUUGAGUUGGCCAUUUUGAUAUCAUGUGUACAUAUUUAUGGAAUGAAAUUAAUUAAUCCAAGCCGAUUAUUGAAGCCAAUAUUUCUUUCGAAAAAAAAAAACAAACAAAACGCAUUUUCAAACACAAAAUUCUCUAUUAUUUCCACAUCAUUUAUUACCUUUUAUUUAUACGUUUUUAAAGAUGAGAGAUUGAUUUCAUUGCGUUCAUUCCAAUUUAAGAAAUUUAUUUAUUUUGUUUUUGUUUGUUUUGUCGAAAACUAUAAAUCCUUUUUUAUAUAAAUACUUACGGUUUAUUUUCGUAGCAAUCGAUUCAAAAAAAAAAAAAUCUGCCAACCCCGAACGAUUACUUGGAACAUUUAAUGGGACAGUGAAUGAUGAUGAGAAAAUCUUUCCCUAAUGUAUUCUUAUUUGAUUAAUGCCCAAAUUCAAUCACAUAAAAUGAAAAUAAUGAGAAAAUAGAAAACAGAUCUAGAUUGAUUUGUAAUACAUUUACAAAUUCCGAAUAACCUAUUCCCUUUAUGUAUCUAUAUCAUUAUAAAUAACAUAUUUUUAUGGAUUCGUUUUGAUUCUAUGAUGUUAGAUGUAAAUUAUAAGUUGUAAAUUUUGUUAUCGGUUUCAAAUUUCAUAAUAACAUACAGAAACAAAAAAAAAAAUGUGAAAAAAAGUUCGGUUUUAUGACAUGCGAACAAAAUCUAUAUCUUAUGGCAUAAGAAAAAAAAAUAUCUGAGCAUGCAAUUUUUAUUCGGAUUGUUUAAUCAACUUUUUUUUGUAUCAAAAUUAGAGAAUGAAACUGAAGAAAUUUUAAAUUGUUCAAAACUAAUUAAAUAUUAAGAUGAUAAAAGACACCACGAAUAAUUAUAGAAUUGUAAAUUAUCAUUAAUUUGAAUGAUAUUCUGAGAAUGAAUUUCUUAUUUGGCAUUUUUGGAGCGAAUGUAUUAUUUUUUUAUAUAAUUCAAAAUCAAAAUUAGCAAUCAACAAAAUGUUUCACAUGAUGUUAGAAUAAGGUGUUAUUAAAUAUGGUGCCCGGACAAAGAGAGAUGUUUUGAUGAUUUCUUGAUCAGGGACCAACAAUGAAUGAAAUAACGACGAAUGAACAUUAACAAAAAAAAUAAACCAUUUAAAUUUACUAAUUUA